UACAGGCAGCAUCCAUCCCCCCUCGUUACUCACUCUCAGCACAAUUGCGCGUUUCCAUACAUGACUCUUCCCGAACGGUAUCCAUGUGCAAGUUGAAUGUAAUAAAAAAUAAAUACUUAAAACAAAAAAAAAAAUCCCUCUUGGAGUGAGUAAAAACUGCGAUGGAAAUGCUACUCAAUUUUUCUUUGGCGCUCUUUCUUUUUAGCUUUGAGAAAGCGUUGGCGACUGAUCCAAACGAACUUCACGAAACCCUAAAUGAAAAGCAAUUGAACCAGCAAAAAAGACGACUCUCCCUGCAAAACACAGCUGAGAUCCAACACUGUCUGGUGAAUGCUGGGGACGUGGGCUGUGGCAUGUUUGAGUGCUUCAACAACAACUCCUGUGAAAUACGAGGACUACAUGACAUCUGCAUGACAUUUCUACACAACGCUGGCAAGUUUGACUCCCAGGGGAAGACCUUCAUCAAGGACGCCCUGAGGUGCAUGGCUCACGGCCUGCGUCACCGCUUCAGCUGUGUGAGCAGGAAGUGCCUGUCGGUCAAGGAGAUGGUGUUUCAGCUGCAGAGGGAGUGCUACGUCAAACACAACCUGUGUUCCGCCGUCAGGGAGAACGUCAAGGUCAUGGUGGAAAUGAUCCACUUCCAGGACCUCUUCCCUAAAGGGCCUCACGUGGAGCUGGUCAAUGUGUUGCUGGGCUGUGGCGAGGAGGUGAAGACAGCCAUAGCGCGCAGGGUCAGGACGCAGUGCGAACAGAACUGGGGGGCCCUCUGUGGCAGCCUGAGCCUGUGCUCCUUGGGCCACCCCGACGCCCCCCGGAACGUCACCGCUCCGACUGCCCCCCUGCAGGGCAGGAGCACGCAGCCCCCCGCCGGACAGAGCUCCCUCUCCGACAGCGAACAGGAGCAACAACCCAGGACAGGCCAGCUAGGAGUUGUUGGGAGUCUCUCCGUGAGUCUUGGCCGCCAGGGUCCUUUGGACAACGCCACGGACACUGGGCUAACCAUGCCCAGUCAAGCAACCAAUACGGCCAUCCAGGGGUGAAACCCGCGAGGCCAAGUCACCAUCCCCGCGGUCAGGCAACCCUGUCCCUGGGGAGCCCCAGGGAUGUAACAGACCCAAGGGACCAGGUGUGUUGGAUUUAGUCAACUGCCGGACUUGUAAGCUCAGUUGUUGGUUCUGGGAUUUGCUAAAUGCAUUACACCUGGUUUGACCCAGUCCUUCCCUACACACAUGAAACAGAGCAGUCCCCUACCCCAGAACCCUUUCCGCCCCGACACUCUACUACUGACAAUGUCCCUCCCACCUCAUUGAGCUAUAAAAAAGGACAGAAAGCACAAUGAAGAGUACUUGGACCUGUGCCAUGCUCUUCCAUUCCUGCUAUCCUAAAUGGUAAAGGUUACAGGGUAAAAUGUUGGGACCCCCCCCAACAUAUUUCAGGCGAUGCAGAAUUUUCGCCAUUAGUAGUACUAGUACUGUUAAGAGUGGUAGUAGUACUAGUAGAGGUGAUAAUAGUACUAUUAGUACUACUGCUAGUACUAAUACUGUACUAGCAGUAGUACAGUAGUUCCCUCGCAUUGUUUAAAUUACAAUUGCAAUACAAACCAUUGUAUUGUGAAAAAACAUUUCUGUGGCAAUUUCUUAUAAAAGUAAAUAAUUUCCAAAUCAAAUUAUAUUAACAUUUUAUAUGGAACCAACCAUCAAUAUUACUUCAGCAAAUAGUUGUAAGUGUGCUUGUCAAAGCAAAGACUUUCUUUGAACUGGUUAGAAGUUGUUUUCCAUUUCUUCCCAAAAUUGAGACUGCAAUAUUCCAUUUUUAGCUAAACACCAACAUGCUACACCCUCUGAAUGUUUUGAGGCACUGUAACUUUUUAAAUAGAUUUUAAAGAGACCAUUUCCUAAUAUACUAAAACCCACAUCUUGGAUAACUGACUCUCUGGGUCAUUUGUGUUACGGUGUCCAGAAGAUGAGCUAAAUAUAUAAUUUGAGUAGAAUGUAUCUCAGUGUGUUAUCAUCCUUUACUUUCUGUAAAAUAGUUUCUAUACUACGUUUUCUUUAACUAUUUAUACCGGUGUCACUGUCAUAAAACAGCUUGCAAAGAGCAACGGAUGCUUUUGCUGCUUGCUCUCAGCGUGUCUGCUAAAGACAUCCGUAAGAAUGUGUGUUACACCGGUGAACUGCACAAGGAUUACUUUCAUGAGUAUGUUCCUAGACUUGU
Molecule: messenger RNA, 2214 nt
Organism: Esox lucius (northern pike)
Lineage: Eukaryota; Metazoa; Chordata; Actinopteri; Esociformes; Esocidae
Gene: stc2b
Product: stanniocalcin 2b
Exons: 4
Coding region: 162-1040 (292 amino acids)
Biological process (GO): intracellular calcium ion homeostasis
Cellular component (GO): extracellular region
Molecular function (GO): hormone activity
Source: RefSeq, a predicted model, not a curated record